Aureobasidium musti is the source of this 1146-nucleotide messenger RNA. The record is from the annotation of a GenBank genome assembly. NCBI's taxonomy places the organism in Eukaryota, Fungi, Ascomycota, Dothideomycetes, Dothideales, Saccotheciaceae.
CUACGACCAAAAGCACACCUUCUCACUGGGUUCAGUAUCACUUUCCUGGUACUGGUUUGGACAUCGCUCGCAUGUCGAGUCUACGUCCGUACAUUCACAAUCAAAGCGUUUGGAUGGGACGAUGCCACUCUGAUCAUGUCGUCGGUUACAUUUAGCUCAUUUUGCGCCUACCUAAUUAGCGAGGCUAAAUAUUGCUUCCAUCCAUAUGUAGAGACAGCCUACAAGACAGAGGACUUGUUAGCGAUAUGGGACUUCGUCGUCACAUAUAACGCUCUCUACAUCCNNCUCACCACAAUCAUCUUCAAAAUCAGUCUGGCAAUCUUCUUCCUCCGGAUUGUUGUAAUCAAAUGGCAGCGCCAUUUGAUCUACAUCUCGACUAUAGUAUACGCCAUUUACGGCGUUAUCUUCAUCNUUGUGGUCACCUUUCGCUGUGGAAAACCAAAGGAUCUGCUCAUCAACGCCGCCAGGGGAAAGUGCAUCUCGGACGACGUGCUUACGCCUAUGAUCUACAUCUCGGGUAUUCUUAAUGCCGUAGUCGAUGUCGUCUUUGCGGCUCUUCCGGCCAUCAUCCUGUGGAAAAGCAUGAUGCCACGUCGAGCAAAGAUAUCAGCAGGUUUUCUCUUGAGCAUGGGCUGUAUUGGGACCGUGGCAUCGAUUGUUCGUAUCGCCUACCUUGGUGGCCUCGUAAACGGUUCCAAAUUUUUCACUCAUGCGGUCGAUGCUGGUCUGCUUUCCGUCGUCGAGCCCGGUCUAGCAAUCACAGCAGCGUCUCUAUCGGCCCUGCGACCAUUGUUCCUGAGCAUGAAAGAAAAGACUUUACCUUCCAUCUUCAGCAAAAACACUGCAUCGAGCAACAGCAAACGUCAAAACAGUCGCUCCCACCGCGUUUCACGGUCGCGCGCGAGCUUUGGUGACCAAAAGGGCUUCCAAGUUUUUGACAAUGCGACUUCGAGAACGGAAACCGUCAUUGCUAGUCCGAGGUUCGAAUUGGAUGAUCUCGGCAAUGAUAACAAUACAUUGAACAAAACAAGCAGUCAGGGUUCGCUGGUCGAACAGCAUGUGUAUGAGACUGCAAGGACUUGGGUGCCGCCCUAUUCGGGCAAGGGCGUGAUGAUGACAAGAGCGGUAAACGUGACCGAGCACUAG